AUGUCGGAGCUCCUCGUAAACUCGGAGAAAGGCCAUCUCAGCGCCAGCCAGCGCAUUCCCCAAAUCGCACGGCCUUUUGUCUCGGAGCGCGCGGCCAAAACGCUCGACCUGGUCGAGAAGUUCGUCGAAGAAGAAUGCAUCCCCCACGAUGAGGUGUACAUCCGGCAGAUUGGCGAGACCACUCAACAGCGCUUCACGUCGCAUCCUUCCGUCAUCGAAGACCUGAAGAAGAAGGCAAAGGCCCUCGGCUUGUGGAACAUGUUCCUGCCCAAGAACCACUUCAAGGAGGGCGCGGGGUUCAGCAACUUGGAGUACGGGCUCAUGGCGGAGUACCUGGGCAAGAGUCGGACGGCGAGCGAGGCUACCAACUGCGCGGCCCCGGAUACCGGAAAUAUGGAGGUGCUGGCCAAGUACGGCACCGACGCCCAGAAGAAGAGGUGGCUUGAGCCUCUGCUAGAAGGCAAGAUCCGCUCCGCCUUCCUCAUGACAGAGCCCCAAGUCGCCUCGAGCGAUGCCACCAACAUCGAGAUGACGAUUACGCGCGACGGCGACUCCUACGUGCUCAACGGCUCGAAAUGGUGGUCCUCAGGCAUCGGCGACCCCCGCUGCGAAAUCUUCAUCGUCUUGGGCAAAACCGACCCCAACAACGCCAACAAGUACGCCCAACAGUCCGUCGUCCUCGUCCCGCACAACACUCCCGGCAUCACCAUCCACCGCAUGCUGGGCGUCUUCGGCUACGACGACGCGCCCCACGGCCACGGUCACGUCUCCUUCACCAACGUGCGCGUCCCGGCUUCCAACCUCGUCCUCGGCGAGGGCGACGGCUUCAAGAUCAUCCAGGGGCGUCUCGGCCCCGGUCGCAUCCACCACGCCAUGCGCUCCAUCGGCGCCGCGGAGAAGGCCCUCGAAUGGUUCCUCGCGCGGAUCAACGACCCCCGCAAGAAGCCCUUUGGCGAGAUGCUGCACAAGCACGGCAUCAUGCUGGACCGCGUCGCACGCAGCCGCAUCGAGAUUGAUGCUGCGAGACUCGCCGUGCUCAACGCCGCCAUCACCAUCGACGCGUCCGACGCCAAGGGCGCCCUCAAGGAAAUCGCCGAAGUCAAAGUCCUCGUCCCGCAGAUGAACCUCGACGUCAUCGACCGCGCAAUCCAAGCCUACGGCGGCGCCGGCGUGUCGCAGGACACCCCGCUCGCGGCCAUGUAUGCGAAUGGGCGGACGAUGCGGAUUGUGGACGGGCCGGAUGAGGUGCAUCUGCUGCAACUGGGCAAGAAUGAGAACAAGCGGGGUAAGGCGCACAAGAGCAGGAUCGAGGCGCAGAGGAAGAAGGGACAUGAGCUGUGCCAGAAGUAUGGGAUUGAGCCCAAGGAUCCUUUGUACUUGGGAAGGAGUACAGGCGAGGGGAAGAGCAAGCUGUAG
Paraphaeosphaeria sporulosa is the source of this 1416-nucleotide messenger RNA. Its product is annotated as acyl-CoA dehydrogenase NM domain-like protein. NCBI's taxonomy places the organism in Eukaryota, Fungi, Ascomycota, Dothideomycetes, Pleosporales, Didymosphaeriaceae. The record is from RefSeq and is a predicted model, not a curated record. Gene Ontology annotation, molecular function: oxidoreductase activity, acting on the CH-CH group of donors; flavin adenine dinucleotide binding. The transcript is spliced from 4 exons. The coding region runs from base 1 to 1416 and encodes 471 amino acids.